AUGACAACUAAUUACAAUUUAUAUUCUAAUGAAGUUAUUAAACAAAACGAAAUGAUAGAAUCACUUGGUGAUAUAGCAAAUAGAAUACAUUCUAAUGUAAAUGCAAUUACAGAUGAACUUAAUGUACAUUCAGACUUAUUAGAUGAAAUUGAUGAAAAAACUCCUUUAGUUCAUGAUCAUGUAAAAAAGACACAAUCACAACUUAAAACUCUUUUAUUAAGAUCAGAAGAUAAAGUACGUUGGUCAUUAAUAUGUUGUUUAUGUUGUGUAUUGAUUAUUGUUAUAUUUCUUGCUAUAACGCUAUAA
Entamoeba nuttalli P19 is the source of this 306-nucleotide messenger RNA. RefSeq lists its product as hypothetical. The record is from RefSeq and is a predicted model, not a curated record. The transcript is spliced from 2 exons. NCBI's taxonomy places the organism in Eukaryota, Evosea, Mastigamoebida, Endamoebidae. Bases 1 to 306 code for a protein of 101 amino acids.